CGGCGGGCGCGGCGCGACCAUAGAGGCGGGCGGGACGGGAGCCCGGCGGGCCGCUCUAGCUGCGGGCGGCUAGCGAGGCGAGGUCUCGCGAGAGCGGGUCGCCAUGGCGACGGCGCGGCGCCGGGCCCGGGCGCCAUGGCGGAGCCGCGGGCGCUGGAGACCCGCCUCGUCGAGGACCAGCCGUACGACGAGAGCCUGGAGCUGCCGGAGGCCGAGGAGGAGGCGGCGCGGCCUCCCGCGGCCCGAUCGUCGCGGGCGCGGCCCGGCCGCAGCAGCGACGAGGGGGGCGGCGGCAAGGAGGAGGCGGCGCCGCGCCGCGCCUCGGCCCCCAGCGAGGACGAGGAGGACGAGGACGACGAUGACGAUGACGACGACGACAGCUCCGAGAGCGACUCGAGCGACGACGAGGAGGAGGAUCGCGGCGCCCCGCUGGCGGGUGCCUACAAUCCAGCAGACUAUGAUUAUCUGCCAGUAUCUACUGAAAUUAAAGAACUCUUUGAAUAUAUAAGGAGGUACACUCCCCAAGUAAUAGAAAUUGAGCACAAACUGCAGCCUUUCAUUCCAGACUUCAUUCCUGCUGUUGGAGACAUUGAUGCAUUCUUAAAGGUUCCACGUCCAGACGGCAAACCUGACAACCUCGGCCUGCUGGUCCUAGAUGAGCCAUCUACAAAGCAGUCAGACCCCACCGUGCUCUCUCUUUGGUUAACAGAGAAUUCCAAACAGCACAACAUCACACAGCAGAUAAAAGUGAAGAGUAUAGAGAAUGCAGAAAAGAACCCCAAAGCCAUUGACAGCUGGAUCGAAAGUAUCAAUGAGCUGCAUCGUUGCAAACCCCCUGCCACUGUCCAUUACACCAGACCGAUGCCUGACAUCGAAACUCUUAUGCAGGAAUGGUUACCAGAGUUUGAAGAGCUCUUGGGAAAGGGACAGGGGAGCAACCUAAUGCCUGAAUUCCCAGCCACGGCCCAGGUGAGCCUCCCAACUGCAGAGAUAAACUGCGACCUGGCUGAGUACAUCGACAUGAUAUGUGCCAUUCUGGACAUCCCUGUGUACAAGAGCCGGAUCCAGCCUCUGCACGUCCUCUUCUCUCUCUACUCGGAAUUCCAGAACUCGCAGCAUUUCAAAUCCCUGGCUGAAGGGAAGAAGGCUAGGAGCCCUCCAUCCAACCCACCUUCCCAAGCAGCAGAAGCAGAAGUAUUAAGCUUUACGUGAAGCUUCACCUUAAACCCUAAUCUCCUGGAUCAAUAUCUGCUGCUGGGGUUAGAGGUUUGACCAAACCAGCUUAUAAGGCAAAGCACAGUAUUCCAGAAGACUCCCAUAUUUUACGGACACUGCUAAGCUGCUAGGGAAUCACAGAGUAGGGUUUUACUCAUAGCAUUUGCUGCAGAUUGUUUGCUGCCUAAUCCCCACCUUUUGACUUGUUCCCAAGGAAUACAGCAUAAAACUAGCUCUUGCAAAUGAGAGACUCCACAUGACACACUACCAAGUACAGACUUGUGAAGUGCACUUUACGAGCCCUACAGCAGGUGGAAAUAAAUUCCAUGCUCAGACACCAAA
Dromaius novaehollandiae (emu) is the source of this 1557-nucleotide messenger RNA. Its product is annotated as intraflagellar transport protein 46 homolog. The coding region runs from base 136 to 1212 and encodes 358 amino acids. Lineage: Eukaryota; Metazoa; Chordata; Aves; Casuariiformes; Dromaiidae. Gene Ontology annotation, biological process: cilium assembly; intraciliary transport. The transcript is spliced from 13 exons. Gene Ontology annotation, cellular component: motile cilium; intraciliary transport particle B; centrosome. The record is from RefSeq and is a predicted model, not a curated record.